Hemicordylus capensis (graceful crag lizard) is the source of this 5996-nucleotide messenger RNA. RefSeq names its product zinc finger protein 239-like. Gene Ontology annotation, biological process: regulation of transcription by RNA polymerase II. The coding region runs from base 349 to 1245 and encodes 298 amino acids. The transcript is spliced from 3 exons. Gene Ontology annotation, cellular component: nucleus. Lineage: Eukaryota; Metazoa; Chordata; Lepidosauria; Squamata; Cordylidae. The record is from RefSeq and is a predicted model, not a curated record. Gene Ontology annotation, molecular function: RNA polymerase II cis-regulatory region sequence-specific DNA binding; DNA-binding transcription activator activity, RNA polymerase II-specific.
UGCUCAGCCAGGAUUUCUGCUUUGCAAGCUCCAUUGCUCGCAAAGGGGCACAGACGGAGGCCUAAGUGUCGGUCCAGCUCUUAAUCCAUAAAGCAACCCUGCCAGGACCCCCCACAAAGCAGGUGACAGUUCAGAGAGGACGAGUGAGGGGACACCUCAGCGGAGGAUUGUUGGGAGGUGCCAGAUGGAAAAAGAAGGAAAAGGAGAGACUAAAUUGAUGUAAAAAGGAAGAAUGGAUCUUCUGCUUCUCAGCAUGGAAUAAAAAAAAAAAUGCAGAAAGAAAGAGGCCUGUGUCCUCAGCAUAGGAAAAACUGAAGUUCUGAAGCAAGCUUUCAACCUCAGUGAGAAAUGUAUGCAGCGGAGAAACCACAUACAUGCUUGGAGUGUGGAAAAAGCUUCAGCACAAGUGAACAUCUUACUAUACAUCAUAGAACCCACACUGCGGAGAAGCCAUAUGAAUGCUUGGAGUGUGGAAAGAGCUUCAGCGAGAAGGGAGCUCUUACUUUACACCAAAGAACCCACACAGGGGAGAAACCGCAUAAAUGCUUGGAGUGUGGAAAGAGUUUCAGCCAAGGUGGACAUCUUACUAUACAUCUUAGAACUCACACUGGGGAGAAGCCAUAUGAAUGCUUGGAGUGUGGAAAGAGCUUCAGCCAGAGGGGAGCUCUUACGUUACACCAAAGAGCCCACACGGGGGAGAAACCACAUAAAUGUUUGGAGUGUGGGAAGUCCUUCAGUCAACGUGCACAUCUUAGUAAACACCAUAGAAUCCACACUGGGGAGAAACCGCAUACAUGCUUGGAGUGUGGAAAGAGCUUCAGCCAGCGUGGACAUCUUAAUAAACAUCACAGAACACACACUGGGGAGAAACCGCACAAAUGUGUGGAGUGUGGAAAGAAAUGCAGCUCUACUGGGGCUCUCCUUUUACACCGUAGAACACACACUGGAGAGAAACCGCAUAAAUGCUCAGAAUGUGGCAAGACCUUUAGCCAGCGCGCCCAUCUUACCAGACACCAUAUAACCCACACUGGGGAGAAGCCACAUAAAUGCUUGCUGUGUGGAAAGAGCUUCAGGAUGCAUGGACAACUUACUAUACACCACAGAACCCACACUGGGGAGAAGCCGCAUAAAUGCUUGCAGUGUGGAAAGACCUUCAACCAGAGCGGACAUCUUACUAAACACCUUAGAACCUGUUGGAGAUAUAGUUCCUAUAGCAUUGACUCUUUGCAGCUUCUGUCUUAUUGACCACUAAGGGCAUUAGGAAUAGAGACAGCAAUGGAAUUCCCCUGUGUUCUGUUCCUUGUCUCUCUGGGCUGCUCUGAUUGGUUGACUGAUAUUCUUAGCAAUCAUGCAUGAAUGGUCUCCUCUGCUAAGCAGGGUCCACCCUGGUUUGCAUUUGAAUGGGAGCCUGCAUGUGUGAGCACUGUAAGAAGAGGGGAUUUGGGCCUUUCUGGGAAGGGCACCUGCAUGCUUGCAUGUGGAAGGUUUCAGGUUAUCUCCUUGGCAUUUCCAAGAUCAGGCUGACAGAGACUCCCACCUGUUCUUGGAGAAGCUACUAUGUAUAGACAAUACUGAGCUAGAUGGACCAAUGAUCUGACUCUUUCGAUGGCAACUCCCUACCCCAGGAGUUCAUAAGCUUUAAGGACUAUCCAAUCGACAUCAUUUCCCCCCUUUUUUGAAGCUGAAAUACUUGUCUCAAAGUCCUCUUGAUGGGCUUGGUUCUUCUCACACAGGCAUACCCUGCUACAUUUAGUGCCCAUUGAAAUACCUCUCUCUCCAACCAGGUUAUGGGCCCAGGUCCCAGUUCAUGAGAGAACUGCCCAGAUAAUUAAAAGGAUUUGCAAGAGAGAGCACAAAGCUUUCAGCAUGGAUACAAGACAAAGAUCUCCAGUAACUGGGGAACCAGAAGGUCCUGAAUUUGAGCUGUGGUCUUCCAAAAUUGGAGUCCUCUUGAUAAGUCGCGGACUUAACAGUGUCUUGCAAACUCAGCAGCUGGCAGAAUUUGGAGAAGAAUGAAAGGCUUGGGACGGGGAUGAUGAGAAAGCAAUUGGGAUGAUCUGCUUGGUGGGAGGAGAUCCAUAAGGUGGAAUCUGGGUGCCAAACGUCUCCAUCCCUCAACAUGGAGAUAUUUUUCGGAGCUGCCUUGGAGCAGGGAUUAAAGAUAGAAAAGGAAGAUUCGGAUGGCCAAAAAGCAGGAAAAGGACCCAAGGCCACCCAGGCAGGGAGCAGCAAGGAAUUCUGGGAAAGAGCUGAGCAGAAGAUGCUGGGAGUGGAAGAGGAUGCCACCAGCCCAGGUGUGCAGCAUCAAAGGUUCAGGCAGCUCUGCUACCGGGAGGCCGAGGGGCCCCGAGAGGUUUGCAGCCAACUCCACAGGCUUUGCUGCCGGUGGCUGAAGCCGGAAAGGCACACCAAGAAGCAGAUCGUAGACCUGGUGGUGCUGGAGCAGUUCCUGACCAUCCUGCCGGUGGAGAUGGAGAGCUGGGUCAGAGAAUGCGGAGCGGAGACCACUUCCCAGGCGGUGGCUCUGGCCGAAGGUUUCCUCCUGAGCCGGGCAGAGGACCAGAAGCCGGAAGAGCAAGCUGUGAGAAAGCGGCUUAUCCUGCAAAGUGCAAAGGGCCAGGAGACCCUAAAACAAGGCAGAAGCUGCCCCCCAAACUUGGGAAUCACUCAAAGUGAUGAUCUACCCACCACUACCUUAGGGUUAGGGGCUUUCUUGGAAACCAGGUAACGAGGAGGUGCUACUGAGAUCUUGUAGGUGCGGCAAUAAACCAGGCAGUUUCCCAGGCAAGUCACACCCACAGAUGUAAGAAUCCAAUUUAAAAAUAGAUUGUGUCAAAUACCGAGUGAGGCUUGGAUCCUAUGAACACGCAGGGCAUUUCCACAUGACACAGAACCCUCAAGGUGGUUCUCGUGAUCUGACUACAUUCAGGGAAAGGAGGGAGGGCAGGGUGGUUAAAAGAACGGGGAAGAAGGGAUAGCGUGCUCCGAAGAACUUAAGAUUGCAAAGUAGUGAGAGAAAUUGACUAGAGGAGGAACGGCUUCCUUGAUUUACUGCCAUUCUCCCGUGGAAUGGAAUCAGAGAGUAUAAGUGGAGAAGGAAGUGGCUUCCUGUGGUCUUGGAAGCUGGCCCAAAGGAGGGUUGAUUGGGCUUUGAAAUGGUAUGGGGCGGAUGCCAAGGAACAAGGAUAACCAAAAGGAUUGAAGUGAUGAGUAUAGUAGGGAUCCAAUGGAUGCCCCCUGGUGUUAAGAGAGAUUUGGAGGGGGGAGCAUUUAUCUACUCCCCCCACAGUGGGCAUGGACAAGUAAGGCGAGCACUGCUAAUUAAUUAAUAUGGUCUGGAGACAGGGAGUUAAAGUUCCAAGUAAAGUAGGAAAUACAUUAGAUAGGACAGGCCUACGUGCCUAGCUGCUUGCUACAUCAGGAAGGGAAGGAGGAAGAGGAAGUCUGUCUCUCAGACUCUCUGAGAUUGAAAAUAAAAUGGCUAAUAUUAUAACACCCUUAUACAAAACGAUGGUGUGGCCACACCUGCAGUACUGCGUACAAUUCUGGUCACCACAUCUAAAAAAAGGACAUUGGAGGACUGGGAAAGGUGCAGAAGAGGGCAACCAAGAUGAUCAGGAGCCUAGAGCACCUUCCUUGUGAGGCAAGACCACAACACCUGGGGCUAUUUAGUUUAGAAAAAAAGACGACUGCGGGGAGACAUGAUAGAGGUCUAUAAAAUCAUGCAUGGCGUGGAGAAAGUGGAGAAAGAGAAAUUCUUCUUCCUCUCCCAUAACACUAGAACCAGGGGUCAUCCCAUGAAAUUGAUUGCUGGGAAAUCUAAGACCAACAAACGGAAGUACUUUUUCACACAACGCAUAAUCCACUUGUGGAAUUCUCUGCCACAAGAUGUGGUGACAGCCAACAACCUGGAUGGCUUUAAGAGGGGUUUGGAUAUUGUAAACCGCCCUGAGCCAUUUUGGAAGGGCAGUAUACAAAUCAAAUCAAAUCAAUCAAUCAAUAAUAAAUAGCUUCACGGAGGAGAAGUCUUUCAACAGCUACUAGUCAGAGAACUACAGGCCACCUCCAGCCUCAGAGGCAGGAUGCCUCUGAGUACCAAUUGCAGGGGAGUAACAACAAGAGAGAGGGCAUGCCCUCAACUCCUGCCUGUGGGCUUCUCAGAGGCAUCUGGUGGGCCACUGUGUGAAACAGGAUGCUGGACUAGAUGGGCCUCCUUGGGCCUGAUCCAGCAGGGCUGUGCUUACGUCCUUAUGUCUAACAAAGGGGAAGUAGAGGAGAGAAGGCGUCGUCAGAGAGGGGAUUCCCUCGCUCACUGUCUCUAUCCCUAGAGCCCAGACUGCUCAACAGGGUUUCUGGAGCCCUCAGAAGCCGCAUCUCCAACACUUGGCUGAGGGAUUCUCCUGGAAGCUGCUUUCUUGGGGUUUCUGCCCUGGACUGGGGCUCCUUCCAGACGUAACAAAAAUCUUCCAGCCCAGCCUAACAAGUCUCAAGCGGGGCCGGCAUACACACAAAUGCACACGCAUAUCCAGGGGGUGGGAUUCCCAGAAAUGGAGGAGAGAAGAACUCCCUAGACAACCUGUCUGACGUGGUGGAGGAGGAAGCCAGACUCUUCGGGUGGGGCGACCGGAAGCAAUUCAGGGUGGCCACAGCCUUGGCACGGGCCUUUUGGCUUGCUCCUCUUAGAGGGCGAAAAAGAUGCUUCUAGAAGGGAGGGCGGCAUGCAAGUGUGGGACUUCAGCUGAAUCGGUCCCUCUGGAAGCUUCUGGCUGAGAACAACGGGGGUUUCAAGUUCGCUUUUACUAAAUGGUGGGCUUUCCCGAGCCUGGAAGCCGAAGGUUUACCCUCGGGAUUUUGGCCUGUUGACUCUGGAGAUUUGCAUUGCCCAGGAGGGGUGACUGAGGACCACAGGGGAGGUGUUCAGCUGUGGGGUAGGGGGAGGUAAACCCUGGUUGCUUGUGUAGAACUAUAGGAAAGGCUAUUUUCAAUGGUCAAAACUGACCAGACUGACCAGCUUGGCCAAAGUUUCAGGUAAAAAGCAGGCUUUUUCAAGGUCUACGGGCUAGAGUGGUUUCCAGAAAGCGAGCCAAACAAAGCAAACAUUUUAGGACAUAGGAAGCUGCCAUAUACUGAGUCAGACCCUUGGUCUCUCUAGCUCAGUAUUGUCUACCCACACUGGCAGCGGCUUCUCCAAGAUGGCAGGCAGGAAUCUCUCUCAGCCCUAUUUUGGAGAUGCUGCCCAGGAGGGAUUUUGAACCCUUCUGCUCUUCCCGGAGCGGCUCCACCCCCUGAGGGGAAUCUCUUACAGCGCUCAUACUUCUAGUCUCCCAUCCAUAUGCAACCAGGGCAGACCCUGCUUAGCUAAGGGGACAAGUCAUGCUUGCGACCACAAGACCAGCUCUCCUCCAUAUGGUUUGACCAGAGGGCGAACCAAGCCUCAAAAGGGGGGAGUGAUGCCCACCCCCAUGUAAGGUCACUAAGCUAAAGUGCGGACCUGGCAGUCAGUUACCUGCUUAGCUGCUUGCUUGCAACAGAUAAACUCUUUAAGUGUAUGAAUCACCCCUGUUUCCCAUAAGAAAGAAGGAAGAAAUGGCUCUUUGUGCUGUAACCUCGGGAGAUAACCGAAUACACAGACAACUUACACUAGGAGCUCAGAGGGAUAGUGUAUGUUAAAUAAUGUUAGCCUAUGUUUCUUUAAAUCAGGUGGCCCUCCUGCAGAUGUUGGCCUACAAUUCCCAUAAUCCCUAGCUAUCAGCCUCUGUGGCUGGGGAUUAUGGGAGUUGUAGUCCCAAAACAGCUGGAGGGCGAAGGUUCCCCACCCCUGAUCUAAAUGCUUCAGAACUAUCAGGGAUGGGAGGAGGAAGCCAGGGGAAGGCUGGGGUGAUGAAUUUUGCAAGCUUUUCUAUGUAAGACUGAUGCGAAGUUUGCUCUGUGUGCUUGCUUUGGGAGCGAUCCCCUGCACCUUUAUGCUGCGCAGAAUAAACUCGGGAGGAUUUCCA